AUGCCAACUUUGAUAUCUUCGCCACGUCCACGGGGGACAAGCAAUGGUGACAUGUGCACUGUGAGGCUGGAGCACAAGACGGGGAAGGCCACCCUGCUCUCCUCAGUCUAUAUGCCCUUUGAGGAGAGGGACCCACCAGGCACAUGUGUACGGAAGAUGCUCGAUGAAAUGACGAGCACCUGCAAUGUUAUCUUAGGAUGCGACGCAAACAUACGAGAUGACCCAUAUUCGGAUCAGCAAUUUUAUUCAUCCCUCUUGUCAAAUGACGUUGGUAAUUAUAAUGAAUUGCCACCGAAAUUUAAUCCAUAUUCCAAUAAUGUUUGGAAUUCGGCAAAGCCUGUACCCGAGGAAAGUUUGUCAUUUGCAAAAGGUGUUUUAAGUGGAAAUACACAUGGUUAUGAUGUAACUGUGAAUGAAGAUAGUGAUCUGAAUAGUUUGUUAGAGGUUAACAACAAAUUGGAAUGUGCAGUUCCACCGCUGUCAUGUGUCAAUGACUCCAGUGCCUUGUAUUAUCGCAAUUUUGAUGGUUCAUGUAAUAAUUUGGCACGUCCUGGCUAUGGUAUGGCCAAUUCUAGAUAUGGUCGUAUUUUAAAACCCCGAUAUGGUGAUGGUAAAUAUGCUCCGAGUAAAUCUCGAUCGGGAGCACCAUUGCCAAAUCCACGUGAGCUAUCACUGUCAUUGCAUGGUGAUGAUACUGUUAUGGACAAUACACGAUCUAUGCUGACAAUGCAAUGGGGUCAAGUCGUUGCACAUGAUAUGAGCGAAAUGAUGGAAGGUGAAUCGGUCGAUUGCUGUAAAAAUCCCAAUAGCAAAUAUUGUUAUUCGAUACCAUUAAAAGCACAUGGACCCAUCGCCCUUACAUCGGGUAAAACCUGUUUAAAUUUUGCACGCAGUUUAAGUGAUGCCGAUGUAACCUGCCCCCAAAGUAAUUUUGGAUAUAUUGAAAAACUUUCCAAAGCUACACCAUUCCUUGAUCUAUCAUCCGUAUAUGGUAAUUCUUAUGAACAAAAUAUAAAAAUUCGUCAGUAUUUUGGCGGUUAUUUAAAGACAAUCGUUAACAAGAAACAACAUUAUUUACCCUUAACCGGAACCACAAAUGGAGAAUGUCCCGCAAGUAUGGGUCAAUGUUAUAGUACACCCGAUGUGCGCAAUCAAUUAACCCCAACAAUAGCGGUUAUGCAAACAAUAUUUGUUCGCGAACAUAAUCGUAUUGCAAAUAUAUUGGGUCAAUUGAAUCCGCAUUAUUCGGAUGAGAAAUUGUUUCAGGAAGCAAGAAAAAUCAAUAUAGCCCAGUAUCAGAAAAUAACCUAUUAUGAUUGGUUGCCUUGGCUGUUGGGUCCCGUUUACAGUUAUUCGAAUGGUUUGAUUUAUAAUGUUGACCCCUAUCAGCAUGUCAAUGAUUAUGAUCCCUCGUGGAAUCCUGUUGCAUAUGCUGAAAAUUCAGCGGGAGCUUUUCGUUAUGCACAUAAUCAAAUUCCUGGAUGGUUUUCAUUGGUUACGUCUGAUCGUGCUCAUAAUAAAACUUUGCGUUUAAGUGAUUACUUUAAACGUCCAGGAGUUGUUCAACUUUUACAGGCAGGUCGAAAUUUUGAUGAUUUGGUUAGAGGAUUAAUAACGCAAUUGCAGAAGAGAGCCGAUGCUAAUUUGGACAAGGAGAUAAAACAUUACUUCGAUAGAAAACUGUUCGAUGAAUUCGGUACCGAUCUAAAAUCUAUCGAUAUACAACGUGGUCGUGAUUUUGGUUUAGCCAGCUAUAAUGACUAUCGCGAAUGGUGUGGAUUACCAAGAGCACAUGAUUGGUCCGGAUUUGCCAAUGAAAUCGGUGAAGAGAAAAUAUCGUUAUUGCAAAAAUUCUAUAAAACACCCGAUGAUGUUGAAUUAAAUGUUGGCGGUUCAUUGGAACAACAUCAUUCGGAAGCAAUAUUUGGCCCAACAUUCCAAUGUAUAAUGGGUAGGCAAUUUUUGACGGCACGCAAGGCAGAUCGUUUCUUUUUCGAGCAUCACGAUGUAAAUACGGGAUUCACAAAAGAACAAUUAGCCGAAAUCCGUAAAGUUAAUUUGGCAGCUAUUUUGUGUGCAAAUACUGAAACUUUAAGAUGUGUGCAACCGAAUGUAUUCCUAUUUCCCAAUGAAGAUAAUAAUUUGAUACCAUGCAGUUCUCUGCCACAAUUAAAUCUCAAUUUGUGGAAAGACCAACGAUCCUAUUAUUAG
Musca vetustissima is the source of this 2211-nucleotide messenger RNA. Its product is annotated as peroxidase-like. The record is from RefSeq and is a predicted model, not a curated record. Gene Ontology annotation, molecular function: peroxidase activity; heme binding. The transcript has 9 exons. Lineage: Eukaryota; Metazoa; Arthropoda; Insecta; Diptera; Muscidae. Gene Ontology annotation, biological process: response to oxidative stress. The coding region runs from base 1 to 2211 and encodes 736 amino acids.